Messenger RNA from Hypomesus transpacificus, 7880 nucleotides. RefSeq names its product dedicator of cytokinesis protein 7-like. The transcript is spliced from 49 exons. Bases 124 to 6483 code for a protein of 2119 amino acids. Gene Ontology annotation, molecular function: guanyl-nucleotide exchange factor activity. Gene Ontology annotation, biological process: small GTPase-mediated signal transduction; positive regulation of GTPase activity. Lineage: Eukaryota; Metazoa; Chordata; Actinopteri; Osmeriformes; Osmeridae. Gene Ontology annotation, cellular component: cytosol. The record is from RefSeq and is a predicted model, not a curated record.
GAGGAACAGGCAACCCAAUUGUGGGACAAGGAAGCUGGGAUAAGACAACAGUAUCGAAGUAGGCUACUGCAGCAGAUAACAGAAAGGAGAGCUCAGAAGAGUUCUCUUAUAUGGACAUUCAAAAUGGCAUCAAGUUCAACCAACGAAAGGAGGGCAUUUGCACACAAAAUUAAUAGGACCGUGGCGGCGGAGGUGAGGAAGCAGGUGUCCAGAGAUUAUGGCUCCCCUCAGCUGUCCAAAAAGCGACCUGGAGCCCAUCAGCCUGUGCCCCUGACCGAGGUGGUGGAGCCUUUGGACUUUGAGGAGUAUGUGAGCAGCCACGCCCCAGGGGCGGAGUCUGGGCCCCUGAGGCAGCUGAUGGAGUUCCCCCAAGACGACCUGGAGCUCCUCCUGCAGGAGAGAGAGUGUACUACACUGGAGCCCCCUCUGCUCGAGGAUGACACGCUGGACCCCAGAGUGAGAGACGCCUUGGCAGUCUACACGGAUGACUGGCUGAUUAUCCAGAGAAAGUAUCAGCGCUACAGCACGGCACACUCGCCCCACAACUCUGAACGACAGAGAGAGAGGCAGAGAGGCCUGGUCAAGCAGACCUUCGAGCUGGACCAGACGGCGGCCGCAGAGCGUCAGGAUGACCAGGAUGACGCGAAGAGGCGGUCCGUCUCCCUGGACGACACCCCUCGGGGGAGCUGGGCCUCUAGCAUCUUCGACCUGAAGAACUCCUCUCCUGACGCCCUGCUGCCCUCCGUGCUGGAGCGGACGGCCGCCGAGGACAUGGACCGCCGCAACGCCGAGGCUCGCCUGCAGGGGCGCCAUCCCGACCUGCUGGGGCUCUACCCCCCUCCGGACGAGGACGAGGCCGUGGAGCGAUGCUCUGUUCCCGAGGUGCCCAAGGAACACUGUGGGCAGCGAAUCAUGGUCAAGUGUCUGUCCCUCAAAUUUGAAAUCGAAAUCGAGCCGAUAUUUGGGAGCCUUGCUCUGUAUGAUGUCAAGGAGAAGAAAAAGAUCUCGGAGGACUUCCACUUUGACCUGAACUCAGACCAGAUGAAGACCCUGCUGAAGCCGCACACGCCCCACACAGCCAUCUCAACCCUGGCCCGCUCCGCCAUCUUCUCCAUCACCUACCCCUCCGCAGACAUCUUCCUGGUCAUCAAGCUGGAGAAAGUCCUUCAGCAGGGAGACAUUGGGGAAUGCUGUGAGCCCUAUAUGGUCAUGAAAGAGUCGGAUUCAUCCAAGCACAAGGAGAAGCUGGAGAAGCUGCGUUUGCAGGCGGAGCAGUUCUGCGGCCGUCUGGGAUGCUUCCACAUGCCCUUCGCCUGGACCGCCAUCCACCUCCUGAACAUCGUCAGCAGCGUGGGCGGGCUGGACCGCUCGGACCCGGACUCCGACUCGGAACGCAAAGGCCAUGGCACGUGGAACGAGAGAAAAAAGAAGGGAUUCGAGCGGAUGAGCGUGGGGGAUGAUAUGUGCAACUUUGCCACCUUCCGUCCAGCCACCCUCACAGUCACAAACUUCUUUAAGCAGGAAGGAGAUAGGCUGAGUGACGAGGAUCUCUACAAGUUCCUGGCAGACAUGCGCAGACCGUCGUCCGUUCUCCGUAGACUGAGGCCCGUUACAGCCCAGUUGAAGAUCGACAUCUCCCCGGCCCCCGACUCGCCUCACUACUGUCUGUCCCCUGAGCUGCUCCACGUCAAGCCCUACCCGGACCCCCGCGUGCGCCCCACCAAGGAGGUGCUGGAGUUCCCCGCUCGCUAUGUCUACACCCCCCACACCACGUACAGGAACCUGCUGUACGUGUACCCCCAGAGUCUGAACUUCAGCAGUCGGCAGGGCUCUGUCCGGAACAUCGCCGUGAAGGUCCAGUUCAUGGCAGGAGAGGACCCCAGCCAGGCCAUGGCGGUCAUCUUCGGGAAGUCCAGCUGUGCGGAGUUCAUAAAAGAGGCCUACACUCCGGUCAUCUACCAUAACAAGUCUCCAGAGUUCUACGAGGAGGUCAAGAUGAAGAUUCCCGCCAACCUGACGGAUAACCACCACCUGCUCUUCACCUUCUACCACAUCAGCUGCCAGCCCAAGCAGAACACGCCGCUGGAGACCCCGGUGGGACACACCUGGAUCCCUCUCAUGCAACAUGGCCGCCUUCGCACCGGCUCCUUCAGCCUUCCGGUGUCUGUGGAGAAGCCGCCCCCCAGCUACUCUGUCCUCACACCGGAUGUGCAGCUUCCAGGCAUGAAGUGGGUGGACAACCACAAAGGGGUGUUUAACGUGGAGGUGACGGCUGCAUCGUCAGUUCAUACCCAGGACCCUCACCUGGACAAGUUCUUCACGCUGGCGUACGUCCUGGAGGAGUACUCGUUCCCCUUCCGCCUGAAGGACGUCAUCAUCAGCGAGGCCAACAUGGAGGGCGAGCUGAAGGCCAGCAUCUCGGCCCUGCGGGGGGCGCUCCUGGACACCUGCGUGCGCUUCCUGCACCAGCUGCUCAGCAAGCUCAUCCUGCUCAUCGUGCACCCGCCCGUCAUCGCCGGCCAGAUAGUGAACCUGGGCCGGGCGGCCUUCGAGGCCAUGGCCCUGCUGGUGAACCAGAUCCAUAAGAACCUGGAGGGGAACCAGGACCAGCACGGGCGCAACAACCUGCUGAUGUCCUACAUCCACUACUGCUUCCACCUGCCCAGCAACGAGCCAGCCAUGCCCCCUGCCGCAGCGGGAUCGCCGGCCUACGAGCUGCCGAUCCACUACGCCACGUUGUCGAGGGCGACGGCGCGCCCCAGCAGCCUGCACCUGUCCCGCUCCAAGAGCAUCAGCAACUCCAACCCGGACCUGGCCUCCUCGCCCGCCUCCCCCGACGAGGAGGUCCAGAGGAUCAUCGGCAGCAAGGGGAUAGACCGCUCCCACUCCUGGGUAAACUCUGCUUACGCCCCCGGGGGCUCCAGAGCCGUGCUCCGUCGGAACCCCAACUCCAGCUGUGAGCUCAAGCAGGCGAGCGAGCGAGGCUGUCGCAUGUCGGCCUAUCUGGACAGCUCCUCCUUCUGCUCCGCCCCCACUAGGCAGAUCGCCAAGAAGCUGCUCCACGAGGAGCUGGCCCUGCAGUGGGUGGUGAGCACCAGCACCGUGAGGGAGGCGGCCCUGCAGCAGGCCUGGUUCUUCUUCCAGCUCAUGGUGAAGAGCAUGAGUCACCACCUGUUCCUGUCCUCUCGCAUGGACCUGCCCAGGAGGCAGCGCUUCCCCGACCGCUUUGUGGACGACAUCGCCGCACUCGUGUGUGCCAUCAGUGCAGAUAUCGCCGGCCGGUACCACAAGGAUGUGGAGCUUGUAGAGAGGUUAAACUGCAGUCUGGCCUUCUUCCUCAAUGACCUGUUGUCUCUCAUGGACCGAGGCUUUGUCUUCAACCUCAUCCGCACGUACUACAAACAGAUUGCCAACAAGCUCCACACAGCCCAGAACCCCAGCACGCUGACCGCGCUAAGGAUGGACUUCUGCCGCAUCGUGUGCAGCCACGAGCACUACGUCACCCUGAACCUGCCCUGCUCCACCGUCAGCCCCCCCGCCUCGCCCUCCCCCUCCACCUCCUCCACCACCUCCCAGAGUUCAGCGUUCUCCAACAUGGUGCAGGACCAGGGUGUGGCCAGCAUGUUUGAGCUCUCCGUCCCCUUCCGCCAGCAGCACUUCCUGUCGGGCCUGCUGCUCAGCGAGCUGUCCCUCAUCCUGGAGCCCGACGGAGAGGGGGUGUUUUUCCUGCACAAGAAAGCCAUCAGUGCGGUCCACUCCCUGCUGUGCAGCCACGACGCAGACCUCCGCUACGUCGACCCCCAGGUGCGCGGCCACGUGGCCCAGCUCUACCUGCCCCUCAUCCCCAUCAUCAUGGAGACUCUGCCCCAGCUCUACGACUUCACAGACACCUCGCCCGUCCGUACGCGCCACGCCCCCACCCUGGCCGACGACGGCGACCCAGACAACGGCAACACCAUCAGUCAGUCUGUUGCCAUGGCGAUCGCCGGAUCCCCGUUGCCUCAUGCCAAAGUCAACCCGUUCGCCCUGCCCACGGUGGCCGGCCGCCAGGGCAGCACCCUGUCCGCCGAGUGCAGCAGAACCCUGCUGGUGUGUUUCCUGUGGGUGCUGAAGAACGCCGACGCGGCCCUCCUGGAGCGCUGGGUGUCCGACCUGUCCGUCAUCCAGAUCAACCGGCUCCUGGACCUGCUGCACCUCUCCGUGUCCUGCUUCGAGUACAAGGGGAAGAAGGCCCUGGAGAGGAUCAACAGUCUGACGUUCAAGAAGUCCCAGGACAUGAAGGCCCGUCUGGAGGAGGCCAUCCUGGGCACCAUCGGAGCCCGCCAGGAGAUGGUCCGACGCAGCCGAGAGAGGAGUCCCUACGGCAGCCAGGAGAACGUCCGAUGGAGGAAGAACGUCACUCACUGGAAACAGAACACAGACCGAGUCGAUAAGACCAAGUCUGAGGUGGAACAGGAGUCGGUGGUGGAUGGUAACCUGGCAACUGAAGCGUCUCUGGUAGUAUUGGACACGCUGGAGAUCGUAGUCAAGACGGUGCUGGUGUCGGAGCUGAAGGAGAGCGUGCUGGGCGGGGUGCUCCGCGUCCUCCUGCACAGCAUGGCAGGAAGCCAGAGCGCCCUCUUCCUGCAACACUGCUUCACUACGCAGAGGGCUCUCGUCUUCAAGUUUCCAGAGAUGCUGUUUGAGGAGGACACCGAGCUGUGUGCAGACCUGUGUCUGCGUCUGCUGCGUCACUGCGGCAGCAGCGUGGGCGCCGUCAGGAGCCACGCGUCCGCCUCCCUCUACCUCCUCAUGAGGCAGAACUUUGAGAUUGGCAAUAACUUUGCCAGGGUGAAGAUGCAGGUGACCAUGUCUCUGUCCUCCCUGGUGGGGACGUCUCAGAACUUCAACGAGGAGCACCUCCGGCACUCCCUGAAGACCAUCCUGACGUACGCCGAGGACGACCUGGAGCUCCGCGACACGCCCUUCCCGGAACAGGUCCAGGACCUCGUGUUCAACCUCCACAUGAUCCUCACCGACACCGUCAAGAUGAAGGAACACCAGCAGGACCCGGAGAUGCUCAUCGACCUCAUGUACCGCAUCGCCAAGGGCUACCAGAACUCUCCGGACCUGCGUCUCACCUGGCUGCAGAACAUGGCGGGGAAGCACUCGGAGAGGUCCAACCACGCCGAGGCAGCCCACUGCCUGGUACACAGCGCCGCCCUGGUGGCGGAGUACCUCAACAUGCUGGAGGACUGCCGCUACCUGCCCAUCGGUUGCGUCACCUUCCAGAACAUCUCGUCGAACGUACUGGAGGAAUCCGCCGUGUCGGAUGACAUCCUGUCCCCAGAGGAGGAGGGCAUCUGCGCGGGGAAGUACUUCAGCGAGUCUGGCCUGGUGGGCCUCCUGGAGCAAGCGGCUGCUUCCUUCAACAUGGCUGCCAUGUACGAGGCCAUCAACGAGGUCUAUAAGAUCCUGCUGCCCGUCCACGAAGCCAACCGGGACUUCAAGAAGCUGGCCACGGUCCACGGCAAGCUGCAGGACGCCUUUAAUAAAGUCUACAACCAGAGUUCUGGAUGGGAGAGGAUGUUUGGAACCUACUUCCGGGUGGGCUUCUACGGCUGCAGGUUCGGAGACCUGGACGAGCAGGAGUUUGUGUACAAAGAGCCGUCUAUAACCAAGCUGGCUGAGAUCUCCUACAGACUGGAGGAAUUCUACUCUGAGCGAUUCGGGGAUGAGUUGGUGGAGAUCAUCAAGGACUCGAACCAUGUGGACAAGAAUAAGAUGGACCCCAACAAGGCCUACCUGCAAAUCACGUAUGUGGAGCCCUACUUCGACACCUACGAGCUGAAGGAGAGAAUCACGUACUUCGACAAGAACUACAACCUGCGCACCUUCAUGUACUGCACCCCCUUCACCCUGGACGGCCGCGCGCACGGGGACCUGCACGAGCAGUACAAGCGCAAGACCAUCCUCACCACCUCGCACGCCUUCCCCUACAUCAAGACCCGCAUCAACGUCAUCCACAAAGAGGAGAUCAUUCUGGUGCCCAUGGAGGUGGCCAUAGAGGACAUGCAGAAGAAGACCCAGGAGCUGGCCUUCGCCACCCACCAGGACCCUGCCGAUGCCAAGAUGCUUCAGAUGGUGCUGCAGGGAUGCGUGGGCACCACGGUCAACCAGGGCCCUCUGGAGGUGGCGCAGGUCUUUCUCUCCGACAUUCCCGACGACCCGAAGUUGUUUCGCCAUCACAACAAACUGCGCCUCUGCUUUAAAGACUUCACUAAGAGGUGUGAGGAUGCCUUGAGGAAGAACAAGGCUCUGAUUGGACCGGAUCAGAAGGAAUACCACAGGGAGCUAGAGAGGAACUACCAUAAACUGAAAGAGUCUCUCGGCCCCCUCAUCAACCGCAAGAUCCCCCAACUCUACAGAACACUGCCAGCUCAGACCACGCAAACCCAACGGAAUUCUUACAGCAGGUCCAGUCUUCGCAGAGUGGACUGUUGAAGUAAGGCAGACGUCCGAAGACAAGAAAUUAAGGCCUUGAGAGCUGAAUUCUAGUCUGUUUUUCCCCACCCUCACACACCAACCAACUAAAACACACUUGCCAUCCUGUCCCGUCUCUAGCUUACACUCCCCACACACACACACACACCACAUGUCAUGCUAUCCAACCUCUAACCCUUCCUAUUCAUUUGCUUCCCACUCUGCACCACCUUCCCCCAUUACUCUGUCUGCCCUGUCUCUCACACUACAGAAAAUACUCCCACUGUUUAUACUGGAAGUUUAUCAGCACAGUAAACAGUCAUUGCAAGCAUGGUUCUGGUUCUCGGGCAUUCUGAGCCUCUUUCAAGAGAAGUCUCUUCAUUCUGGACAAGGACUGAGCCCCCCCUGUGUUGAUGUCCUGGGUUAUUUUAGAUUUUACAGAACUGGAGAAUCCAACCCUCCCCAGCACUUCCGUAAUUGUCUGUUUGUUUUGGGUGAGUUUGUGUUUGGGUUUUAGUAUGCGGUUGCUGAAACCAGGCAUCUUUCCCUUAGCUUGUAAUAGUGUUUGCUGUGGAAGAGGCUGGGUCACAUGUUGUGGUUAGAUGGUCUGUUCACUGUGAUUGGUGGUCUUUGGUGAAUUUGUGUGUGAUUCUUUGGGACCAGUUGCUGCCAGACAUAGUCAUUUAUUUGUCCCGGGGAGUUUUCUAUGUGGAUGUGUCCUCAUACCAAAUAAGUGACAUUCUUUCUUACACAGUGUAAGUGGCGUCAGUUUCUUUUGAGCACAGAUAAAGGGGGUACGGUAAAGAAGAUAAGACGUGCACAGCGGGGGGGGGGGGGGGGGGGGGGUUAGAGGGUUGAAAUGGUCUUUGUUUAAAAACUGUGAAAAUAUUUGUUUUUCAAUGCACUGACCAAAAACAGUCGUGUCACUGUACACUAAUGUUCACUUCAUAAACAUUACCCCAGAAAAUCUCUAUAUAUCUCACUCUUUCACCAAGACACACGUACUGGCGCAAGAACCUUCUAAGAAUUACAAAAAUAUGACAGAUAGUCCUAUGUUUCCUGUCAAUAAAGGUUUUUUCUCGUCUAGUUGUGUCUAAAUUAGAGACAGAAGCACUCCAUAUGCUUUUGCAUUUAACCCCGGCCCUGUGGUUGUGGGACUUAAAUAAGUAGUGUAACUAUUACUAUUACUCUAACUACUGUAUGGGAACUACUGUAUCUAUUAUAUUGCACUACUUUAAACUGCAGCACCAGACCACUGUUAUAACUGUUGUAUUUUCUCUGCUUUUGUACUCUUCUAAAUCUGAAAUCUAAAUCUGAAUUUUACCUAUCAGGAAGAAAAAAAAAUGUAUGUAUUCCUUUUUUCAUAUGUUGUGUUUUUUACUGCUUUAUAUAAAAAUUCCUUGUAAAAUAAUUAUAUG